GACUGCGCAUGCGCUGUGUAAACGUAGAUUUGUUUACAAUCCGCCCUGGUACAGUAGAGUAUAGUAAAGUCGGUUAUUAGACUAAACCUUCCGCCAGUUUCUAGCCGUUAGAGACAGCAGCUAUACUAGCUCACGGUUAAGACGUUUUCCACCUAUAAGACGAGACAGCUACGAUUAAAAUAAGCUCCAGACUGUACACCCUGUAAACCCCAGACCCUCUCCUGGCCAUGGCAGUCCCUCUACAGCGCCCCCAUGUGGUUUGCUUACUCCUGUGCUGCUUGACCAGCUGCCUGUCCAUCCCAGACCCCAGGCAGAGAGAUGCCCUCAUUCACCUGGAGGCCUCCAUGCAGACAGGUGGGCAGGUGGUGCUGAGCGACGCCGAGCAGCGGCUGGACGCCCUUCUGUUUAAAAUGAAGCAGGAGGAGACAGCAAAAGAGGACUUUCCUCCUGCCAUGCACUUCUUCAAGGCCAGGGACCUCAUCAAGGGCAGUCCCAUCUUCAGUCUGCUGCAGAAGAUGCCUAAAGGUGGAGCGCUCCACCUUCAUGACUUAGCCAUAGUGGACGUAGAGUGGCUGGUGAAGAACGUGACGUAUCGGCCGUACUGCUACAUGUGCAUCACUGACAACCGUUCCAUCAGAUUCAUCUUCUCGUCUCAGCUGCCAAAACCUCUGCAGAGAUGUUCUCCCUGGAUCCAGCUGAAACACCUCAGAGCCAAGAUGGUCAACGUCACAGAGCUGGACAACAGCAUAAGGAACAACCUGACGCUCUACACCGACCAGGAACCAGAGGCGGUGUAUCCCAGUCAGGAUGUGGUCUGGGAAGCAUUUGAACAGAAGUUCCUGGCGCUGUGGGGUCUGGUCAUGUAUGCUCCUGUGUUCAGAGAAUAUUUCUACCAAGGCCUCAGCGAGUUCUACAUGGACAACGUCAUGUAUGUGGAGCUGCGGGUUCUACUUGCAGAGAUAUACGAGUUGGACGGCAGCACUCAUGACUCAGCCUUUACUCUGAGGACCUACCAGGACAUCAGCAGGGAGUUCAAAGCAAACCACCCAGACUUCUUUGGAGUGAGAGUCAUCUUUUCAAUCCACAGGGGAGUAAACGCGUCGGUGAUGACUGGAGCUGUUGAGGAGGCUAUGAAGCUGCAGAAGGACUUCCCAGAUAUCAUGGCUGGUUUUGACAUGGUGGGUCGGGAGGACAGUGGAAAGCCGCUGUGGGAUUUCAGAGAAGCCUUGUCGCUGCCUGCAGAGAGAGGAGUUCCGAUGCCGUUCUUUUUUCAUGCUGGAGAAACGAAUCUCCAGGGCACUGAGGUGGAUCAGAACUUGUUGGAUGCUCUUCUCUUUAACACGUCACGUAUAGGACAUGGGUUUGCUCUACCUCGCCACCCGCUGGCCAGAGACCUGUCCAGGAGGAGAGGGGUUGCUCUGGAAGUGUGUCCCAUCUCCAACCAGGUGAUGAAGUUGGUGAAAGAUUUGCGGAACCAUCCAGCAGCUGGACUGAUGUCAGAAGAUCACCCAGUGGUCAUCAGCUCUGAUGAUCCGGCCAUGUUCGGAGCCUCUGGCCUCUCUUACGACUUCUACGAAGCUUUUGUGGGUUUUGGAGGCAUCAGAUCCCAUUUAGGCUCCCUUAAACAGCUGGCCAUAAACUCCAUCAGGUACAGCUCUUUGACUCCACAGCAACAAGAGGAAGCUCUGGCUCAGUGGCAGACGAAGUGGAAUACGUUUGUCUCUGAAAAUGCCUUUUAGACAGAGACUAAAGCUUUCAAACUUAACAAUGCUGCAAUCGUAGAGCAGUCUUCACUUCUGAGAAAGGAAAGACUAGUCAGCUGGAUUCUAAAUUAAAAUGUGAAAAAUAAACACACAGUUGCUGAGACGGUUUGAGGUCAGCUCAAAUAUAGAAUAACAGGGUUAGUUGGAGGGAAUAUGGGAACUACACUCUCACAAUGGAGUUAAAAUAAACUGCAGAUACAACGGUCACUGCGAAAUAGUUAAAUGUGCCAACCGUUACCCAAACUGCACAUAUGAAAGGCAUCAAAGGCUUACUGUGUGUAGUUUUAUUCAGGAUCUUUAAGAAUUUGCACUUUAUGAUUCAGAUUUGUUCAUGCUGCCUAUAAAAGACACCAACAGUGCCCUGCUGUGGUUGAUGUAAUAAAUGCUUUUAACUUCUCUUUGUGCUUGUUAGUGUAACAGGCAGCUUGUUAAAAUGGCUCUUAAAUCCUGUGUGUUUUAACCCUCCUGUUGUCCUCAUUUACAGGCAAAAUAUUGUUUCCGUGUCUGAAAAAAAUAAAAUAAUAAUUCAGCAAAAAAAAAUUCUGAAAAUUUGCAACCUUCAGGAAGAAAAUUCCAAUAAUUCCUUAAAAGUUUCCCUUAAAAGUUUUAUUUUAAAAAAUCCCUCAAAUUUGGCAAGAAAAUUCUUGUAAAUAUUUUCAAAAAAUGAGUAAAAAUCUUCCCAAAAAAUCCUAAAAAUAUCUAAAGUGAUUCCAUAUAUAUCAGUAAAAUUUCUAAUAUUUUCUUUAAGAACAUUCCCAUAAAAAUCAACCAAAAUCCAGGGAAAUUCGCUGGAUUUUGGUUGAUUUUUUGUGAAUGUUCUUAAGAAACAUUUUUCACAUUUUUUUUUCCACCAAAAAAUGUUCAAAGAUUUCCCAGAAAUGUUGAAAAUGUGGACAUUAGAAGUUUCACUGUGAAAAUAUAUUUUUUUCCACAUUUUCAAACUUUAAAACGGGUCAAUUUGACCCGCAGGACGACACGAGGGUUAAACUGCUGUGAUUGAGGGAUUUUUACAGUUUUACAGGACGUUUACUUGGAUGUGACUUAGAUUUUUAGCUAUCAUGGGUGUUUAAUAAGACAACAGCACAAAAACAAAGGGUUAUUUUUUUGAAACAUCUAUUCUGUGUGCUCAUAGACAUAUUUAAAUGUGAACUAAACAUGACAAAGACAACUGUU
Messenger RNA from Amphiprion ocellaris (clown anemonefish), 2936 nucleotides. RefSeq names its product adenosine deaminase 2a (gene ada2a). Bases 228 to 1739 code for a protein of 503 amino acids. Gene Ontology annotation, biological process: inosine biosynthetic process; adenosine catabolic process. The transcript has 10 exons. Lineage: Eukaryota; Metazoa; Chordata; Actinopteri; Pomacentridae. The record is from RefSeq and is a predicted model, not a curated record. Gene Ontology annotation, molecular function: adenosine deaminase activity.